Cataglyphis hispanica is the source of this 5271-nucleotide messenger RNA. Its product is annotated as E3 ubiquitin-protein ligase AMFR-like. Gene Ontology annotation, cellular component: endoplasmic reticulum; cytosol; ubiquitin ligase complex. The record is from RefSeq and is a predicted model, not a curated record. Gene Ontology annotation, molecular function: ubiquitin protein ligase activity; ubiquitin binding. The coding region runs from base 903 to 2678 and encodes 591 amino acids. Gene Ontology annotation, biological process: ubiquitin-dependent protein catabolic process; protein K48-linked ubiquitination; endoplasmic reticulum unfolded protein response. The transcript is spliced from 8 exons. Lineage: Eukaryota; Metazoa; Arthropoda; Insecta; Hymenoptera; Formicidae.
GUCGCAUUUCAUCUAUGAUCGCGCACUGUUACUUGUCACGUUACCGAUCGAGUUUUCAAUCAGUUUCGGUCUCUUUUCCAAUGUGUCGAGUGCGGUGUCAAGCUCCCGGUGUUGGUAACUCACUGCAAACAGUACAAACUGCAAUUGCAAUUUGCAAUUGGCGGCUAUAAUAUUAGCAGUGUCUGCUGUGGUCAGUCGGAUUGUCAGAUAGUCAGAUGACGUGAUAUGCCGUGUGUCGUGCAAACCGUGGAGGAUCUAUUGCAGGUGUAUUUACAGCAACGUGAGAGAGAAUAUUCUUCUGUCCGUCGUACUAAUCGAUGAGGCGCAUUCGUACCGUGUCAAGCUUGGAAGUCUUCCGUCGAGAUACCGUGUCACGUUUACGAUGUAGACAUCAUCCGUCGUGUCCGUGAUAAGGAGUGAGCCUCGGACUUGAAAGAUCAAGUUUAUUUCUUCGUAUAUACAUGUGACACAUGUCGAAAACGAAACGCUGUCUGUGCGACGUGGAAAUUAUAUUCUGUCUCUUUCUUUCUUUCCGCCGUGCUCUGUCUCUAAUUUAUCCUACCCUUUCCUCUUCUUCAUAACGGCACGUCUUAUUUUAUAUAUGAUCCUUUCGUUUUUUUUUUUCUUUCGCCGUGAUUAUAAUUUUCUUUCUUUCUAAUCUCUUUGCGCCACAUACGACUCGCCGGUGUUUCUCGAUUUUUUUUUGUAUUUAAUUGUGUAUAAGUAUACAAAAACAGAGUGCUACUCCGAUAAAUACGUGGACGACAAGAAUAACCAUCACCAGCAUUGAUGAUGCUGGUUAUGCGACACGCUUAAGGAAAUGUGUCUUGGCGCCAGCCACGAGUCACGAAAGAUUUAGAAAGUGCUUCAAAGAUUAGAAAUAUUUCAAAAUUCUUUCAAUCAUGCCGAUGGAAUUUUUAGACCGAUUACCGGUUCCGAACCUCCGGUUAUACACCACGAUAAGCUUCGCCAUAUUAUCCUGCUCUAUAUAUUAUGCCACUCAAAUAAUCAAGGAUCCUUCUUGGAGAACGAAUCAUACGCACAUCGAUGCUAUAACCAGAGAUGAAACUAAUCCAACGGAUCCGAGAAGUCUUGGCAUGCAUUUCAAAGAACUUCUAGAAUGUAUGGUGGAUGAACCUGUCUGCAUUUGGACUUUAAUCAACAUGGCUUACUGUGUAUUAAUUCUUCUUGGCAAAUCUAUUCAAAAGCUCGUAUUUGGUGAACUACGUGUUUCGGAAAGACAACAUCUGAAGGACAAAUUUUGGAAUUUUGUUUUUUACAAAUUUAUUUUUGUUUUUGGCGUUUUGAAUGUACAAUAUAUGGACGAAGUUGUACUCUGGUGGGCAUGGUUUACGGCACUUGGUUUUCUGAGUCUUCUUAGUCAACUCUGUAAGGACCGGUUUGAAUACCUAUCCUUUUCACCUACUACACCAGGAUGGAGUCAUGCACGACUUCUCGGAUUGUUGGCUGCAAUUCUUGCACUAUCUUCCUUCAUGCUUCUGUUGUCCACUGCUGCAGCUUUUUUCAUCAUAUCUUUCAACACUUUUGCUUUUAUGGCAGCUGAGUGCAUCUUGCUUGGAGUACGUACUAUUCAUGUGAUGAUACGUUACGUGAUUCAUUUAUAUGAUACACGUGGCGCUGGUACUUCGGCUCAACGCUCUUGGGACAAACGUGGUCCUUUGACUUACUACACAGAUUUGAUUUCGGAAUUGAUUGUGUUGGCAGUCGAUUUUCUUCAUCACAGUCACAUGCUUUUGUGGAGUAACAUCUUUCUGAGUAUGGCAUCGCUAGUAAUUUGCAUGCAACUGAGAUAUCUAUUUUAUGAGAUACAACGCAGAAUCACGAAGCACAGGAACUAUUUAGCUGUAUUAAAUCAUAUGGAGCAAAAUUAUCCAAUGGCUUCACAAGAUGAAUUAUCUGAAAAUUCUGAUAAUUGCGCAAUAUGUUGGGAAAAGAUGGAAAGUGCUCGUAAGUUACCCUGCGCCCACUUGUUUCACAACACAUGCUUACAAUCUUGGUUAGAACAGGACACAUCGUGUCCUACUUGUCGAUUGGCCUUGAGUAUGCAGGCAAAUCACAGAGAGAAUGCUCCAGAAAUACCACCUGAGCCACAGACACCUACGAGAAGAAAUGGCAAUCAUUUCUUUCUCUUCCUCGAUGGCUCAAGAUAUGUAUCUUGGUUGCCCAGUUUUUCUGUCGAAGUCUCACAUAAUAGGCUACGUGGUAACAUCUCUACAUUGGCACAUACUAAUUCUCAGAUGGAUGCUAUGGCAAGACAGGUUCAACAACUUUUCCCUCAUUAUCCUCGCAAUGUGAUUCUGGAAGAUCUUAGAAUGACCCGAUCAAUUGAAUGGACAGUUGAAAAUAUACUUGAUGGAGUAUUAACUGUACCACAUCAUUUAAUCGAAGAACCACAAGCGGAAUCCGUCCCACAAACGCAAACGAGCAUGACAAAUAUUAUGCCCAGUUCUUCGGUCCAAAAUUCAUUGGACCCCAGAUUCGAUAUUCCAUUUGCUGAUAGCGGAGAAGAACCUUCAAAUCUUGGUGGACGUUUCUCGAAAUCAUCUGCUGAGAGAGAACUUAUACUUCAACGGCGAAAAGAGCAUAUGCGAUUAACAGCACGCAGAAGAUAUCUAGAAAAGCAUCGGAAAUCCGAAAUUGAGUCGACAAAUUCAUAGAUAAUGAAUACCGAAAAUGUUAUAUCUUAGAUAUAAUAUACAGCUAUAAGACUUAAUAUUAUUUUGAAUUUAGUUCAGAGUUUCUUAUAACUGAUGUAAAAUUGGUAGACUGCUAUUUCUUUUUUUUGAAUAUGACACAAGAUUGUAGAUAACAUAUGUAUUCUUUGCUGAUGACUGAUCAUUAAAUACAGCAAGGAUAUGUCAAAAAAUUUUUUGCGUGUUUAAGAGUUAAUGUUUUCAAAGUUCUGAAACAACAGCAAAUUAAAAUCACAGUCAAGAGAUUAGGCAUGACAAUUUUGUCAGGAAGGUUUUAUCGAAAGGUUGUGAAUGAUAUACUCAUGAUGAUUAUUAGAGCAUUGUGCUUACCACUCAAUGCCAUUGAAUAAUGAUAAAAUCUGCAAUGAGUCAAAUAAAGUAUACUAAAAGAUGAAAGAUUAAAAUUUUUACGCAAUCUUACUUAAACACUAAUACACCAUUGGUAAAUGCUUACUAAUGCCUAUUGCAAUGUAUAAUAUAUACAGUUUAGGAAAUAAAUUGUUAGAAGAUACAGUUAAUCUUACUAAGAGCUCUUUGAUAAAGCUUAUAAAUUGCAUUGUCGUCCAAUUUUGAACAGAUUAAAAUCUUUAUUUUAAAUCAUCUUAUUUUUCUUGUACAAUACUCUUUAUAUAAUUUUUAAGAUAAUAGUAAAAAGAAAUAAUUUAUAUAUACGAAUACAUCAGAGUAUAGAUAUUCUUUAAUUAAAAUGUAAUAAUUAUACCAAAUCUUAUAAUUUAAUAUAUGUAUUUAGUGUGCCAUAAGUGAAUUAAAGUGUGAGAUGUGCCAAUAAUAAGCAUUGAUUUAGUUAUACUUAGAACUUUAACAAUUGUUUGAAAAAGAAAAAGGAAUCUAUCAUAACCUGUAUACACAUAUGUGUCAUGACACACACCACACUUACUCACAAACACACAUACAUAUGAAGAAUAGUUUUUAGUUUUUAGAAUAGUUUUAAUCAAUAUUGAUUUUAUAUUAUCGUUAUAACAAUAUUUGAAAUAUUAUUCCAAUAGUAUACAUCAUCAAAGUUAUUAAGUUAUAGUUGUUAUAUGGGCAAAUAUAAAUUCGCACGAUGUCAAUAACAAAAAAUGAAUAAAAAAUUUAUUAUUUUAUUUAAGAUAACUAAAAACUAUUCUUCAUUGCUCUCGUGUGUUGAAUAGAAUAUUUAUUUCAAUUGAAAAAGUAUUGUAAAACUUUAUCAAUUUCUGAGUUCUAAUAAUAAGUAACUUCUAUUGUAUUUGGGUAUUAUUCUUAAUUUUAUUAACGUAUACACACACACACACACACACACACACAUACACGUGUUUUCGAUCAAAAAAACUGUAUAUAUAUAAAAUUUUAAUGAGUUUUAUGAAGUAUUCGUAUAUUUUAUGACUUAUUAAUUAUGCAAAUACUAUUAAUAUCUAGAAUUUUUUCCUUUCUCAGUUUUUAACUUGUGAUAAUAUGAUAGAAUUUGACACAAAGAUUUAUAUAUAUUCACCUACAUACGCAUUCACAAUUUAUAUUCAAAAAUAUUUAUAGGAUAUAAAUAUGUAGUGUUUUACAACUCGCAAUCAUAAUUUUAAUAAGAGAUUCUCUGAAAUUCCCAAUAUUGUAUCUUCAUAAAUUAAUUUUGUAAAUUAAAGCUUUAUCUCUUAAAAUAUAUUUAAAAUUAAUUAAAUAUGAAUAUUUUAUUAUUUAUUCAUUUCACUAAAGUUUGUGAAAAGUUCUUUUUUAUUAAUUUAUAAUUUAUAAAUUAUAAAUGAUUUAACAUUUUGCGAAAAUCGAAAUUCAUCAGGGUAUCUUUUAAAAUUAAGAUUGCAAAUUAUGGGUCAUUUUAUCUACAUAAUAUUCGCACAUCAUAAAAAUUAGUGCAAAUCUGCAUCUAACAAAUGCAAAAAAAAAAAAGAAAUUAUUUUAUUAAUAUCAGCGUGGACAACAUUUAUUAUUGUACUAGAACUUUAUAUGUAUUCUUAUCAAGUUAUUUAUUUUAUCAAUCUUUAGGUUGCAUACAUAGAAGUAGGAAAUAAGUUGUAAACCAUUGUAAGAUAAGUUUUGUUUGAGGCAACUUUUUGCAUAUAAAAAGCAUAUAUAACAUAUUAUUGUAUAAAGUUUAUUAUUUUUGUUAUAACUCUCUUAUAAUAUUAUAUUAAUAAUAGAGAGUUAAUGCUUCUCCCAAUAUAUUUAAAUUACUAUAUUUCAUAUAUAAGCAAAUCUCUUAUUAAAAUAAAAAAAUUAAAUUUAUUUUUGUUAUUUGCCUCAAUGUGUAAAUAAAAUAUAUGGAAAAUUAGAAAUGAAUAUUUUCAUAACUAUUUCAUAAGAAGCUUAAUUGAAUUAUAUUAUUUCUAAGGGAUAUAGCAUCUAGCUAGAUAAGGAAGGGUACUAAGUUAAAAAACAGUCCAAUAAUGCUUAGGUCUCUUUAAAAAAGUUACAUCUAAUAGAUUAUGAAUUUUUCCUUAGGAUUUUUGUAAAUAUGAGCAUAAGAGGUGUCCUAUAUCUUCUCUAUAGUAAUGUAAUAUUUAUCUUUCACUUGGCAUUGUACACAAAAUAAUAAGAUAAAUAAAGAUCAUUAUAGAUUAUUGUA